CGGCGGGCGAGCCGCUGCGGGGGAGGGGGCUGCCAAGAUGGCGUCGGCCCCGGGGCCGUCGGCGACCGGGCUCUCCGCCCUGGACCCCGGGGGCUCUUCCUGCGCGUCCACAGGUUUCAACUUUCUGUGCUGUGGGGUCAGCCGUAAGAGAGCAUCUGGAAUCAAAAAACCCAUGACAUCUGAGGUGUCCUAUACCUCUGGCAUGCCCAUCAAGAAAAUAGGCCACCGAGGUGUUGAUUCCUCAGGAGAGACAACAUAUAAAAAGACAACCUCAUCCGCCUUGAAAGGUGCCAUCCAGUUAGGCAUUACUCAUACUGUGGGGAGCCUGAGUACGAAACCAGAACGGGAUGUCCUCAUGCAAGAUUUCUAUGUGGUGGAGAGUAUCUUCUUCCCCAGUGAAGGGAGCAACCUCACCCCUGCUCAUCACUACAAUGACUUCCGGUUCAAGACUUAUGCCCCUGUGGCCUUCCGCUACUUUCGGGAGUUAUUCGGUAUCCGGCCUGAUGAUUACUUGUACUCCCUCUGCAGCGAGCCGCUGAUUGAACUCUGCAACUCAGGCGCCAGCGGGUCCCUCUUCUAUGUGUCCAGUGAUGACGAGUUCAUCAUCAAAACGGUCCAGCAUAAAGAGGCGGAGUUUCUGCAGAAGCUGCUUCCAGGAUACUACAUGAACCUCAACCAGAAUCCUCGGACAUUGCUGCCUAAAUUCUACGGCCUGUACUGUGUGCAGGCAGGUGGUAAGAACAUUCGAAUUGUGGUGAUGAACAAUCUCUUACCACGGUCGGUCAAGAUGCAUAUCAAAUACGACCUCAAGGGCUCAACCUACAAAAGGCGGGCUUCCCAGAAGGAGCGAGAAAAACCUCUCCCCACGCUGAAAGACCUGGACUUCUUACAAGACAUCCCCGAUGGCCUCUUUUUGGAUUCCGACAUGUAUAAUGCUCUCUGUAAGACCCUGCAGCGCGACUGCCUGGUGUUACAGAGCUUCAAGAUAAUGGACUACAGCCUCUUGAUGUCAAUCCAUAACAUAGAUCACGCCCAGCGAGAACCCUUGGGCAGCGAAGCACAGUGCCCAGUUGACCUGCGCAGACCCGCCCCGCAAAAGGCUCUUUACUCCACAGCUAUGGAGUCGAUCCAGGGCGAGGCUCGACGCGGGGGCACCAUGGAGACUGAUGACCACAUGGGUGGCAUCCCUGCCCGGAACAGUAAAGGAGAAAGACUGCUGCUCUAUAUCGGCAUCAUUGACAUCCUGCAGUCUUACAGGUUUGUCAAGAAGCUGGAGCACUCUUGGAAAGCACUGGUGCACGACGGGGACACUGUGUCGGUGCAUCGGCCAGGCUUCUACGCGGAGCGAUUCCAGCGCUUCAUGUGCAACACGGUGUUCAAGAAGAUCCCCCUGAGGCCCUCUCCUUCCAAAAAGUUUCGGUCUGGCUCAUCUUUCUCUCGGCGAGCAGGCCCCAGCGGCAACUCCUGCGUUACUUACCAGCCAUCCGCCUCUGGGGAGCACAAGGCACAAGUGACAACAAAGGCAGAAGUGGAGCCAGGCGUCCACCUCGGUCGUCCUGAUGUUUUACCUCAGACUCCUCCUUUGGAGAAAAUCAGUGAGGUCUCGACUAUUCCUGACCCCUGUUUCUCGCCUGUAGUUGGAGAGACUUUGCAGAUGCUAACUACAAGUUCAACCCUCUUAGAAAAACUUGAAGUUACAGAGUCAGAGUGCAAUCAUUGAGUGAAAGUCCUCAGAAGAUCUGGAACAAGGUCCUACCAUCUGCGUGAUGCCAAGAAGUCGGCCCUUGCCCAGCAAUGCUGAGUUUUCUUCUUGGUCCUCCAGCGGGAGGGUGACGGAGGGUCGUGAGUGCCCCCUCUCCUUCCCCUUCCUCGUGAAUGGGCAUUAGCUAGUGCCUCGGACGGCUGGGGACCACAGCACCCCUCCACUCCGUGGCUCUUCAGACGGCCAGCUUUGGCUUCUGCAACUGAAUUGUUUUCCACCCCAGUUGUUCCUGCUGGACGUGGUAUUGCUGAGCCCGGCGGUUUCCUUCCCCCUCCCCUGCCUUCCACCCGGAGCUGGACUCUUAGUUUUCUCAGGACAGACCGGCCGGCGCAUUAUUUCCACCGUAACUCUUUCUGGAAGGAGAGCCUUGUAAUCUGUGUAAAGAUUUUGGUGGGAGUGAGGUUGUUUAACCACCUCCCAACCUUUUUUUUCCCCUUUAAAAAAGGAAAGUCAGCUCAUGGCACAGCCCCAGCCGGUUUCCAGGAGCCUCCAGAGCAUGAGAGGGGCCGCUUGCCGGGCGCCCGUGUCCUGGCAGGCAGAUGCGGAUUCCGGGCCAGGAGCAGCCCCUCUUCAGCUGUUCCUCUCGAUGAAUUUCUCAAGAUGGAAGGAAUGAAGCAGACAGGACAUGGGGUGACUCUGUACCCCUUUCUUUAAAACAGUGGGGCAGUCACAGGCUGAGUCAGAGCCCUCCCCAUGGAGCCUUCCCACUGCCAGGCCAUCAUGACUAUUACUGUUUUGCCAUUUGAAAUGUAUUCUGGUGGUUUCUCUAAAUAUGAAGACUUAUCAAAUGAAUUUUAGAUCCUUCUCCAAAGGAGGUUUCUUCCUUACUCUUCCCACCUUUUGCAUCAGUAUUCUGCUGCGUGUGGAGCUGAGGCGGAGCGGGGGCCACUCAUGUCCGGCUAGCAGGCUGUCCGUAGCUGUAAGGCCAGAGAACAUGCUCAAGUUCUUGGGGAUUCAGCCGAUUCUUGCCUCGGCGAGUUACUGCUGAAUCCCUCGCCCGGCCCCCUCUUCGUGCAGAGGACUUGGAAAUGGGGGCUGUCACCCCUUCCUCACCCGCUCCAGGAGCAGGCGUGCGCCCCACCCCGCCCGGGCCUGGCCGGCGGGGCCUGGACGGCCCCAUCGCAGGCAGCUUGUUGAAUCCCGUACUCUCCGCCCGCCCCAGCCGAGUGGGUGAGCCCCGCCCGAGUAACUGUCUAUAUUAGACGCCCCCAGCCGGCUUCUGGCUGCGCUCUUUGCUGCCCUGUUCUUUUUUUUACAAGACGGAAAAACAAUUCUUGCUAUUUUUUUCAUAAUUUACUAUUUAUGAUGUAUUUAAGUGUUUUAUCCAAGACUAUUUGAGGGACUAUUUGAGGGAGGUCUGGGGCUUAGGGAAGGGAAUGGGGUACAACAUUUUUAUGAAGUGUCACUAUUUGCCCCGCUUUGUAUUGUUCAGAAAUGGGAAAUACAGUAUAAAAAUGAUAAAUACCUGGUUUUGAUGUAUUAAACUUUCAUCAGUUAUUUAGACUGUCUUGUUUCUUCCUGGCUCUUUCUCACACCAUCUCUUCCACCCUCCUGUCCCGCCCCCGGGCUCAGGUGUGUUCAGACUGCCCUGAAGCAGGGCUGCGCCUCUUCUGCGUCCCUCACCCCUGCUUCAGGCCACCUCAGACCGAGAGAGAAGUGGCUUUGUUGCUUCGUUCCUGCUUCCAGCCUCCUGACGACAGCGUGCCGGGAGAGGCUGCAGGGCACGUGCAGGGAGUUUCUGUAGAUCUCUGGUCCCGAUCACAGCGCACU
This is a messenger RNA of Talpa occidentalis (Iberian mole), 3532 nucleotides long. RefSeq names its product phosphatidylinositol-4-phosphate 5-kinase type 1 alpha (gene PIP5K1A). The transcript has 16 exons. Bases 38 to 1720 code for a protein of 560 amino acids. NCBI's taxonomy places the organism in Eukaryota, Metazoa, Chordata, Mammalia, Eulipotyphla, Talpidae. The record is from RefSeq and is a predicted model, not a curated record. Gene Ontology annotation, molecular function: phosphatidylinositol kinase activity. Gene Ontology annotation, biological process: phosphatidylinositol metabolic process.